Myodes glareolus (Bank vole) is the source of this 1380-nucleotide messenger RNA. It is a transcript of the gene Cfap126, whose product is annotated as cilia and flagella associated protein 126. Gene Ontology annotation, cellular component: ciliary basal body. Gene Ontology annotation, biological process: cilium organization. The record is from RefSeq and is a predicted model, not a curated record. Lineage: Eukaryota; Metazoa; Chordata; Mammalia; Rodentia; Cricetidae.
GACAGGAGUCAGUUAAGGACCAAGAUGAGACGCACAUUUCAUUCUGGGAGCAAACAAGUUGGUAGCUUCCUGAGCACUGCGCCCUUGUUAUUCUGUAAACAGUGUCUUGGCUGUGUUCAGUUCCCACUGUGCGUUUACAAUAUCUAGAUGGUUCAUUCGUUUUAUCCUGCACUGUACAAAGUAGGUCAUCUCCACAGUAUGUAGUGAUAGCUGUUUAUCGAAGAGAAGCCAGGGGCUUAAGCCAUAUAACACCAUGUUAAAUACGGACCCACCCUGUUCCUAAUUCUAUGGUUAGUUCAUUAUACCACACUGUCGCACAGGCUCAGCUCUCAGUGUCCCACAGUUUGUUUAAAUAGUUGAAGAUGUCAUUCAUAGACAACCUGGAAAUUCUGAAGCAGGGCUAACAUACUGGGGAAAGAGGCAGCUGCUUCUCUGCCCGUUUUUUCAUGUUUAUUUGGUCCUCCACACUCUAAAAGGAAAAGGAACCUAAGUUUCAGAGAGAAAGGAAGGGGGCAGUGUGAGCCCCAGAAGGUAGGCAACCCCUGCUGAUCGUGGGAGGUACUCCCAGAAGGCUGUCCUCCUGCAGUUGCCAGGCAACAAGUGUAAACAGGACAGGAUCAUGGCCAGUAACUACAGUGCCAACCAGUACGAAAAAGCUUUCUCGCCCAAGUACCUGCAGAACUGGUCUCCUGCCAAACCAACAAAAGAGAGAGCGGAUACCCACGAAGGUUACACUCAGAUUAUUGCCAAUGAUCGAGGUCAUCUCUUGCCUUCAGUGCCCCGUUCCAAGGCAAGUCCUUGGGGUUCCUUCAUGGGCACCUGGCAAAUGCCCCUGAAGGUGCCACCUGCUCGGGUAACCUUGACCUCCCGCACAACUGCUGCUGCUGCCUCCCUCACCAAAUGGAUACAGAAGAAUCCUGAUCUACUCAACGCCUCUAAUGGACUGCGUCCUGAAAUCUUAGGCAAGCCCCAUGGCCCUGACAGUCAGAAGAUACAGAAGAAAUCUGGUACGAAGACUGUACAGCAAGCAGCAAGCCCAACAAUAAUUCCCAGUUCCCCAGCUGUGGAUGGUGACAACUCAGAAGGAACUCAAAGCUCACACCCCUCUGCAGGCCACACACCAGGGCCCCAGACUCCAAUUAACUCACCCAAGCAAUUAACCCCACCUGCAAGCCCAUGUUAGACUCUCAAGCAGGAAGGUCCUUGUCUAGCUGAGAUCCAGACAUGCAAAGCUGUAACUCUGCAAGGGAGGAGUCUCAGGUGACAUUUUAGGGACUGACUGGAAUACGGAAGACCCUGUAUUCAGAAACGUGGAUCAGAAAAAUGGUGGGCCAAGAUGAAAGGCAAAUUUGGGCAAAUAAACAUUGUUUGUUAAAUCUU